Molecule: messenger RNA, 1263 nt
Organism: Anopheles darlingi
Lineage: Eukaryota; Metazoa; Arthropoda; Insecta; Diptera; Culicidae
Exons: 2
Coding region: 44-643 (199 amino acids)
Source: RefSeq, a predicted model, not a curated record
ACCGUCUACCAGUUUUACGCUUGCAACUAACUUCGGCGACAAGAUGAAGGGAUUCGUGGUGUUUGCGAUGGCCAUUGCGCUGGCGGCUAGUGCCGCGGUGGAUAAGAAGGAAGCUGAGGCACCGGCCGCUGCCGCUGCCAAUCCUGCCGCAGGGGAGAAGAAACAGGACAAGCGUGGUCUGGGGUGGGAACUCGGCUACGGUUUCGAGUCGCACGGCUGGGACUCACCGAAGCUGUCGCAUGGCUGGGAGGAACCAUCGCACAUCACCACCAUCACCAAGAAGGUGCACGUCCCGUAUCCGGUGGAGGUGGAGAAGCAUGUCCCGUACCCGGUGAAGGUGCCAUACCCGGUGCACGUUGAGAAGAAGGUCCCGGUCGUGGUGGAGAAGAAGGUCCCGGUGUACGUCGAGAAGCACGUUCCGGUGCACGUUGAUCGGCCCGUCCCCUACCCGGUCAAGGUGCCGGUCAAGGUGAUCCAGAAGGAGUACGUCGAGGUACCGAAGCCGUACCCGGUCCACAUCGAGAAGCACGUCCCGGUGGUCGUGAAGAAGCCCGUCUACGUCGAGAAGCACGUGCCGGUUGUGGUGAAGUCGCACGACUGGGAACCUCAUUCCCACUCGUACUCCGAGUUCCACUCCUGGUAAAUCGUCUGGAAUGGUCGUGGGAUUCCCCUUCUGGAGCUAGCUAGCUAGCUAGCUAGCUAGCUGACGGAUAUGCUCUCAGUGCAGCUGCACCGCUGCCUCCAAGUACUUCUCGCCCGUCUUGAAUCCGUCGGGAUACAUCAAUACUCUCAUUCGCAACGCUCAUAUAUAUGUAUCUAUAUACUAUACAGACUCACACACACACACACACACAAACACACAAAGUACCACACAGCACCACAACCAACUGUUUCCUGCACUGUGAUUCUCAGAUUUGGCAACAAGCGUUCCCCGCUUGUCAGUGCGUUGAAGUCUUUCGUAGACUGCUCGCUGCACAAGCAUUCCGAUUUCGAUCGCUCUUACGGGAGUAUGCAUUGCAAAAUUUUCGAUUGCUUUUUCCCGUUGCCAGUUUGUUUUGCCAGUAUGUUUCCCGUGCACAGUACAACAAACGACACAACACAAGCAAAAAAAAGCGAUCAGCUGUAGCGAUCGAGCAGCAGAUGAUCGCCAGCAAGACGCCGCAAACCCCUACUUCUUCCUUUUCUUUUACAAAACUUGUUGUCCAAAUGUAUAUAAAUUAUUCUACACCUACCUACGUAGCUGUAGUAGGUAAGGCUGCGAGA